Messenger RNA from Caenorhabditis auriculariae, 1298 nucleotides. NCBI's taxonomy places the organism in Eukaryota, Metazoa, Nematoda, Chromadorea, Rhabditida, Rhabditidae. The record is from the annotation of a GenBank genome assembly.
AUGGACUCACAACCGCCAAGGAGUCCAAAAUUACCUUCUCAUCACAAUUCAAUGAAAAGCCUGCGGUCGAUACGCAGCCAGCGCAGCAUGAAGAGCAUCAACUCGGCAAGAAGCACGCAGAGCGUAAGAAUCUUCAACCACAAUCAUGCGUCCUAUCAGACCUGCUUCGGAUGCAUGCAUGUUAAGGUGAGGUUGAAAAAAAUAAGGGUUCUAACUGAAAAUGCCUGAGGACAUGCUCAAAGUUCAAGUUUUUUGAUAUCUAUUUUUGCGUUGUCCUCCUUUAGUUUAUUUUGAUGUUUCGAGUGCGAAAUUUAUAACAAAAUUCUUCAACCAAUCUUUGAAAUUUUGGAUGAAGUGCAAUUGGACGAAUAUUAGAUUUCGAAUUACUAUAAAUUUGCAAUACGACAGCGUUGAUACUUAAGAGAAUAUCUCGUAUUUCCAAAGUUUUGAAAAAUUCGUUGCGCAUGUAGCUUUUAAAUGACUUUCCCGUUUUGAAAAUGUUUGAUUUUUACGAUGGAUAAGUGAAGAAAGUCAUAUAAAAGCUCGUAUUUUUCAUUAUCAAGCCUGUCUAUGAUAUGAAAGCUUUUAAAAAAAGCUGUAUGUACAGUUUCUUGCAUAAGUAUUAGACAUAGAAAUUUUGAAAAUUUGAAUUUGUUUCUUGAACUUAUGGACAUUAAAAAAAAAAUCAAUUUCAGGUCGCCACCUGCUCUAUCGGAUUUUUCGCCCUUCUCAGUGUUUGUAUGUCAUUGAUGUAUUGCGUUUUCACAUCACAAGAGGUUGAAUACGUUUUUCGUCUGCUUUAGUGAAUUUGAACGGUUCAGCAAAGAAGGCCGAACAUGAAACUUUAUGCACUACCGAUGAUUGUGGUGAUUAUCGCGCUGCUCUACAUGUUCGUUGGGAUUCUACAGCAGAAAGCGCAACUUCUUUUCGCUUUUAUCACGCUGCAAGUAAGUUUCACUUUCAUUUCUUCAAGCCUAUAUUUUUUCAGAUUUUUUUGGCUUUCGCAAUCGCCGUAUUGAUGAUCAUGGUGCUACUGGCCAUAGCCUGCAACACUCAAAUCAUUUUGAAGUUUUUUGUGGAUGUGGAAGUUCCAGAGAGCAACUACAGUUCAGUAUCCAUUUUUAAAAGAAACCAAGAAACCGUAUCUUUCAGUGCGAUCAGCUCUCGCGGCGCUUCUCGGACUUGGUUGCCAGCUUGCCUUACAGCUUUGGGCUCUUCGAGCAGUUUGUUGCUGCUAUCGUUAUUUCACAGAUUUACAGAAGUUUGAGGUUCGACAGCAGCAGACAAAUUAUGUUUGA